UUUGCCUCAGUGCUCGUCGAACUCACUCAAGCCCAGCCGUAAGCUACUCAGCACAGUGGUCUACAGUUGCUGAAGCCCAUUAAAAGACAUUUGCAAUUUAUUAUUGUGUCUUUGAAAUGACAAUGGAAAACGUGCAUGAGGAAUAGAUCCUCAAGUGAUCAACGUUUUGCCGCAGAAGAAAAAUGGAACCAAUAUCAAAAUGGUCACCAACCCAGGUUGUCGUUUGGAUGAGAGGGCUGGAUGAUACUCUCCAACAGUAUGUCCCAAACUUUGAGAGACAGAAAGUUGACGGUGAGCACCUGCUGAAGAUUUCCCACCCGGACCUGGAGAAGCUGGCUGUGAGCCGUGUCGGCCACCAGGAGCUCAUUCUGGAAGCUGUGGAUCUGCUCUGUGCACUGAACUAUGGGGUGGAGACUGAUAACCUGAGGACUCUGGCUGGCCAGAUGAAGGCAGCUACCAAAAACAUGCAGAACCGUGCUCUAGAGAGGAGGAAACGUCCGUGCCACGAGGGUAGCAGUUCUCACAAACCACCCGAGUUCCUCACAGCUGUAGUGGAGCUCAUAGGAGCAGCCAAGAACAUGCUGUCCUGGCUCGACAGGACUCCUCUGACAGGCAUAAGUGACUUCACCUCCACCAAGAACAAGAUCAUCAAUCUGUGUUUGGAACUCACCACCACCGUGCAGAAGGACUGCACUGUGCAUGAAAUGGAACAGAAGAUAUUGGACGUGGGCCGAAUUUUAACUGGAAUCUGUGAUGCUACCAUGAGGAUGACCUCUGACCCUUCGAAGAGCCGCACAGCAUGUCUGGAAGAAGUCCACAUCAACAACAUCAACCCCGCAGAGGGCCUAGGGAUAUAUAUUAAGUCCACAUAUGAUGGGCUGCAUGUUAUCACUGGAACCUCAGAAAACUCUCCAGCGGACAGGACUCAGCGAAUACAUGCGGGGGAUGAGGUGGUGCAGGUCAACCGACAGACAGUGGUAGGCUGGCAGCUGAAGACCCUGGUGGCCAAGCUGAGGGAGGAUCCUCAGAGCGUGGUUCUGAUGCUGAAGAAGAGGCCUGCAGGAACCUGCAGUUUCACCCCUGCCCCACUGAAGAACAUGCGAUGGAAGCCCGCUGCUGUGCAGAGCAGUCUUCACAGUCCUCCUGGACAGUCUUGCCAAGCCCCUGUGGAGAGCUCCUGCGUUAAGAAAGAGAAGCCAGCCAUUUUGGACUUGUAUAUUCCCCCUCCCCCCAUUAUGCCAUAUGCUCCACGAGAUGUGAAGUCCAACACAUGUACUGGUGUCAAAAUGAGAAGGAAGAAUUCCGAGUCACCCAACUCAUCUCUGGACCGGGCAGCCAGACGACGCUCUAAUCUCAUAGAUUAUACCAGCAAGCCUAGUAUCAGCAUCUCCCCUCCACAGGUCCCCGUCCCGCAGGCUAGACUUCGACAGCGCACGCCCUCUAGAGGGAGACCACGGCCCGUGUCCAUGCCAGCAGAAACCUGCCUGGGCUUGUCCGAACCCCACAACCGGCCCUGGGCUCUGGGAAGGAAAGGCCAGGACGUGUUUCACAGGUAUCUGAGUAAUGAGCGGAUCCCCGCCAUUUCUGAGGAGGCUCCGCAUUUCCCUGUGCCGUAUAAUCGCCCCCCGGUGGGCAAGAGGCAGCUGGUCCGAGGCGUCGAUCACAUCCGCGGUAGCCAGUGCUUCAUCAAUGCCGAGUUGCACAACAGCGCCACCAUCCCCUAUCAGGAGACGGAGACCAAGAAGGGGCCCGCGGCACGCGGCUCCGAGCGGCCCCCUUCGCAGCCUUCGCUGCUCAGCAGUUGGCUCGCCAGACUCAAGCUAAACUUACUUUCCUCUGGUCUCAGGACUGUAGUGGUGACCAGGAUGGAGGAUUCUUGUUGCUCUGGGGCUUUUUUGAUACAACCCAGCCCCUCUGUCUCUACUCUCCUCAAGUUGCAUCUGCAAGACUUCCCCAAAGCAAGAGGUCGAGGCAAUGUCACAAUGAGUCGGAGGAGGGUGUCUGUGAAGGAGCUGGGGAAAGUGGACUGCCAGGGCUGGCUCUACAAGAAGAAAGAGAGCAGAGCUUUCCUGGGCAACAAAUGGAAAAAAUACUGGUUUGUGCUAAAGGGCAGCUCACUGUACUGGUACACGAACAUAUCGGCAGAGAAGGCAGAGGGCUACAUCAUCUUGAAAGACUUCACUCUGGACCAAGCACAAGAGUGCAGGAGGAAGUAUGCAAUAAAGGCCAGCCACAUGCAAAUUGUGACACUCUUCUUUGCAGCUGAGAACAAGAGAGAUAUGCACAAAUGGCUGAGCAAGCUGACUGCAGCUUCUAGUCAAAAGGAACCUAUAGAUGCAGUCGGUGAAGAGUGCUAUAGUGAAGCCAGCGAUGAUGAUGAUGAUGAUGAUGAUGAUGAAGAUACACCAGCAGAAACAGGUGCCCAGUACUCUGGACAGCUUACUGCCGACUCCAUUAAUGGUUGCCUUCCUCCUCCACGGUCCUGUUCAUCACCUUGUCAGGCAGUGCUCCCCCUGGCGUCUCUGGUGUGUAAUGAUGCAGAGGGUCCGAGUUCAGACAGCGAGUCAUGGCUGGACCUCAGCUCUGACACACGCAUCCCACAGGUCUCCCUCAGCAAGCACGCUAACCCAGGCCAUGGUGAUGACCGGCCUCCAUCGGAUGAGCUGGAGAUGCUGUACCUCCAUCUUAAAUGUGCCAGCCUGUCGCCAUGUGGAGCACCUCAGCCCUCCACCAAGCGUGACUACAGGUCCUCUUUCAUCCGGCGCUGCAAGGAUGAAACCAUCAAUGAGAAGCUGCACCUGGUUCGAACCCUCAACAGCACUUUAAAGGCCAAAGAGGCGGAUCUGUUAGCCAUAGAGCAGGCGCUGGCCAAUUCAACUGUGGAUGCCGGUACGUACCGGGAGUGGAGGAGAGCGAAUGUAGUCCUGCUGGAGGAGAUCAGUCAGAAGGCAUGUGCAGCAGCAACAGCAGGGGGAAGUCAGAGACUUCAGUCCAGCCAGCCUGUGCAGGUGCAGCUGCAGAACCUCAGCCCGACGGUGUAUGCAGAGACCAGCCUGUAAGCGCCCAGGGCCACCUGCUUAGAGCAGUAGCACCAAUAUGCUGUUUAUGGAUUGAUAGAUGAUGGCUGUGGAUGGAUUUAAUGUGUGACUCAAGUUAUAUUUCACCCCUGCUUACUGAUUUUCAUUGUUCUUUGCUGUUGUUGUUGUUGUUGUUAUUAAUGUUUUUUUAAAAGUUAAAGUGAACUGGAUGGGAUGUCAUCACUGACUCUCAUGAGCUGAUCUGUUUCACACUAUGAUUGAUUAAGAAAUCUAGAAAGUCCUGAAACUGUCAAAUCUCAUAAGGGACAUACAGCAUUUAAAAUUAAAUACAUGUUUUACAAAAGGAUAAAACACUCCCCGACUCAUGACCUCCUGUGAUUCUAUCACACAUACACUGUGAUGGAUGCCUGUAUUCCAAGUUCCUACUACAUGCUUUUUACUUUAAAAGACAUCUCUUGGCCUGCCAGAAUGUAUUUGGUCUACAGAUUCUUCAGUUUCGAAUUUCAUACGUGCAAAAUGAAUAUCUGAAUAUCAGAAUAACUCAUUCAGGUCCGAAAUCAGACCUGUUCAGUGGUUGUCACACAGAAAAAAUAUUUCUGUGUCAAUUAAAAAUUAUUUUUCAGGACAAUGGUAUGAAGGUCAAUAGUGCCAUGAACAAUCCUUGUUUAAGUGGCAGGGAAUUUUUUUUUUAAUUUAUUAUGUAUGAAUGUAUUUACUGCUGAAUAUAAAUAUCUAAUGUAUAUGUUGCAUGACUGCUUUGGGAUUUCCAAUUUUGUUACAAACUUUAGUUUGUUUUUAAAAACCAGUUAUACUGUAAAUAUAAUGCUGGUAAAAUUAUUAAAUUGCCAUU
Electrophorus electricus (electric eel) is the source of this 3888-nucleotide messenger RNA. Lineage: Eukaryota; Metazoa; Chordata; Actinopteri; Gymnotiformes; Gymnotidae. The record is from RefSeq and is a predicted model, not a curated record.